Messenger RNA from Plasmodium vivax (malaria parasite P. vivax), 897 nucleotides. Its product is annotated as variable surface protein Vir11, putative. The coding region runs from base 178 to 897 and encodes 239 amino acids. The transcript is spliced from 3 exons. Lineage: Eukaryota; Apicomplexa; Aconoidasida; Haemosporida; Plasmodiidae. The record is from RefSeq and is a predicted model, not a curated record.
UAGAUACAUUUUUUUGUAAAUGAUUUUUUUUUAUCAGUCUAAUUUAAAGAAUAUGCGCUUUCAAUUUAAUAGCUUUUUGCUAUAAUUAAAAGCAAUGGAAUAUAUUUUUAAUACAAAAAACUGUGCCUGUUACACGUCAACUAUAUUACAUUGUUGUUAUAAGUUCACCUAAUAAAAAUGGUAGCAUUAAGUUAUUAUCAAGAAAUAAAUUUAAAAUACACAACCUUUUUAAAAACAUUUAUUUUUAUUUUUAUAAUAUGGAAUUAUAGUACUUACAACGCUAUGGAUAUAUUUCCUAAAUCAUUAGAGAAUAAAUAUGAACACACUAAAAUUUUGAACAGAAAUCUUCACAGAUUAUUAGCGAAACAUGAACUACAUAAGAAAUUAGGAUAUACAGUUUCGGGUGCACAAAUGUUACACGAUAGUAUAGGUAAGAGCAAAAAAAAUGUAACAGAUAAUACAUCAAUCUCGUCUCAAUUAAAAAAAAAAGGAUCAAAUAAUUUUGACACUUAUAUGAAAAAUUAUAAAAGUAGAUAUGAGAAAAAGAAGGGGUUAUCUAAAUUAGAUUGCUAUUGUGAGAAAAGUGUAUUCGACAAAAUUAAUUACAUAGAAAAGCUUUCAGAGAAGAUGAGAAGUGAUAAGAAAGUAUUUAAAAAAAAAAUACUUAAAAAAUAUGGUAUAGGAUCUAUUAUAUUCACUUUAAUUCCUGCUAUUGGUUUAAUAUAUUAUAUAUUAUUUGGAUUAGGUGGAAGAUUAGGAGGUGAAAUUGAAUUAUGUAUGGAUGGUAGACAUUAUGUGAGUGGUACCACACAUCCUUCUAGCUGUUCUGCAGGAAAAGGUAAAAUGAAUAGAAAAGAAUAUAUUUGCUUCUGUAAAGAAAUUUUUAAUAUAAACUAG